This is a messenger RNA of Prunus avium (sweet cherry), 324 nucleotides long. RefSeq lists its product as uncharacterized. Gene Ontology annotation, biological process: negative regulation of catalytic activity. Gene Ontology annotation, molecular function: pectinesterase inhibitor activity. The record is from RefSeq and is a predicted model, not a curated record. Lineage: Eukaryota; Viridiplantae; Streptophyta; Magnoliopsida; Rosales; Rosaceae.
AUGGAGGAGUUUGGGUUUUGCAGCCAAACUUUCAAGGAGAAUUUGAAGUCUCCAAACGCUGAUAUUGUUGCCCUCACCCAAAUAACCAUAGAGCGCGCCACAGACAAUGCCACCAAGACACACGACUUUAUCAGGCAGAAGGAUUACGACAGUGUGCAGAGGUAUGAGACUGUGACACCGAGGGCUGAGGCCAGCUGCGAAGACUCACUCAGCACACCGCCUAACACUCAGAACCCUCUUACUAAUAGAAAUAGGCAGAUGAGGAUUUUGAUUGCCAUGGCUUUGGUUUCUUUGCAUGACCUAAUGGCUACCCAGCACAACUAG